This is a messenger RNA of Aspergillus steynii IBT 23096, 611 nucleotides long. RefSeq lists its product as uncharacterized. The record is from RefSeq and is a predicted model, not a curated record. NCBI's taxonomy places the organism in Eukaryota, Fungi, Ascomycota, Eurotiomycetes, Eurotiales, Aspergillaceae. The transcript has 3 exons. Bases 38 to 379 code for a protein of 113 amino acids.
CAACUGACCACCUCAGACCUCUCACAACUUUUGAACCAUGUUUGCUCUGAAGACGGCGCUGCCUUCAAUGCGCUCCGUCGCAACCACGCGCGGACUGGUCUCCGCGCGGAGCUUGUCCAGCUCGGCAUCCAUGAGAAACGCCGCCACCUCGUCGCUGCCCGCAAAGAAGCCCGUCGGGGCAUUCCGUGGGGGAUUAUUUGGCUUUCUGGCCGGUUCCCUCACUGCCGGCGCUUCCGUGUACUACUACAUCCUGGGAGAAUACCGGACGUCCAACGAGAUGUUGACUGAAGAUAUAAGUGCGCUCCAAUCAGCAACGCAUAGACUGCAGAAAUACAUCGGCGAGCUGGAGUCGAAAGUCGACCAGCUCAAGAAGAAAUGAGAAACCCACCCACGCUACUCUACGGUCGUUACCUUUAGUUUCCUUAUGAGCUCCCUUGCGUCUUGAUUCCUUUUCCCGCGUCUUAAGCAGGCUAUCAUCUAUGAGUAUAGUUUCUAUCUUGUAUGGGCGGGUGUUGUAGGAAUGGCGGCUUGAACUUGCACCUUCCCAACGCCUGUCCUCCUAUAUCCAUAUCUGUAACAUACUUUUGCAAUUAAGAGAAUUCAACUACUGC